This is a messenger RNA of Dermatophagoides farinae (American house dust mite), 1496 nucleotides long. RefSeq lists its product as uncharacterized. NCBI's taxonomy places the organism in Eukaryota, Metazoa, Arthropoda, Arachnida, Sarcoptiformes, Pyroglyphidae. The record is from RefSeq and is a predicted model, not a curated record.
UUGAAAUAUAUUUUAAGAAUUACAUAAAUAUAUCCACUUUGAAUGUCAUCAAACUAUCAAAAUAAAAUUAUAUUUGAUGAAUAAAUAAAAUAAGAAUAUAUUCGACAUAUUUUUAUGGUAUAAAUAAGCUCUUCGGGUAUGUAGCAAUGAGGAUCGACCCGGAUAUUAUAUAGAAAAAAAAACAAGUAGUGGUGGUCUAUACAAUUGUUAUAUAGUCCCUGUUCCCUGUUACAAACGCACACACACACAAACAAUGAAUAUUCCGAAAAUUGUAUCAUGAAAUUCGUUUAUGCGUUUGUCCGGUACUGAGCAUCUUCAUCUUUAACGAAAAAAAACAAUAACAACAUUAAUCGAAUAAUAACAAGAAUUCGCUACACGAAAACGUAAAAAAUUUUACGAAAAAAAAAUACCGAAACCAAAUACGGAUGUGGAUAUUAUUACAAAACGGUUAUCUAUAUUCAAGAAUGUAUUAUAAUAAAAUUCGUGAUACAGCCUAUUAUUGGUGGCAUACAUAUCUUUUAUUUAAAUGUUGUCUAUUGGUCAUACCAAUCUAUUCAUUUCUAUUAUUGAUCGGUUUAUAUUGUAUAUUGUAUAAUAUCGAUGUACAAUCACCAUUGAAAACCAUUUAUGAAUUGUUGAUAUUAUUCUUUUCGGCUGCUGCCAUAUUCAUUAUCGUUUUAUUAUUGGCAACAUUGAAUGGUAGCCAUAAUAAUAAUAAUAAUAAUACUAAUAGUUCAAAUAUAACCACCAUUGAUGAUAAUUUUGAUUCGGAAAUCAUUUCAGAAUCAUUAUCAGCACGAAGAAAUUAUCAUCGUAAUAGUAAUAGUUAUGAUUUAAAUGAUUCUGAUGCAUCGGAUGAUUCACCAAAUGAUCGACGAAGAAGACGAUCAAAUUAUUCACGCCAAUAUCGACAACAACAACGACUAUCACAAUCUACAAAUAAAACAACAGGAGUUAAAUCAUUAGCAUCGAAUAUAAUGACAACCUUAUUUGGUGAUUUUGAUGAUCCAGAUUAUUGUUAUGGCAAUUCUGAUGUUGAAAUUUCUAUGGAUCCAUCAAUCAUUAAUGAUACGGAUCUAUUGGCUGCAGCAGCCGCUGCAGCUGAAAAUGAUGAUGAUCCUGAAGCGUUGGCCGCAACAUUGAAUGCAGCACAAUCACGACUGUUUGCAGCAAUUGAUCAAACGGCUGAUAAUUUAGAAUAUUUUCUCGAUCAUUAUGAUGAACGAUGUCAUAAUAUCGAUGAAGAUCGAAUAUUUGGAUGUCGAAUUAGAAAUGAUGACGAAGAUGAUGAUUAUGAUGUAGGGCCACAACAAAUUAUCGCAAAUCCAUUGUUAGAAUCAUCUAAAUUAACUGCAUCAACAACAUCAACAUCAUCAGUAGCGAAUAGAAUGGAAACAAUUAAUCCAUCCACUGUAUUACAAAUGACAAUUCUCGACGAUGAUGAUCGACCACCAAGUUAUGAAGAAGCGAUAGGAAGUAGCAAUAAAUUCAUGUAG